AUGAUCGCAGACGACACUAAAGGGACUUCACGUGGAGCAGCGCUCCUUGGCUCCAUCAGAAAUCUGACAUCGCAGAUACCGACUGGGGUUGGAUCAUUCCAGCACACUUUGUGGGUUUGAUGCGAGAGCGCUUAUUGUCGACGGAAGCUGACGUGGAUCUGACGCGCGGCAUUUCGUUUUCCCCCUGCAACAGACGACAGCAAGCGGCGUCCAUCAACCAGCAUGCCGAGACGGUGAGACUGCACAUGGCCAUCAAAGCACAGCGCGGAGUGGUUUUGGACGAACAAGCACUCGCAAGAGAGCUGGCGCUAUACUCGAAGCACAUUGUAAGCGUUCUCAACUUGGGGCUGAGAAUCGUCCGACUGUACCCGCUGUGCCCCUGACAUGCGUGCCUUGGAUUUUCCCUACGUUUCCUCUUCAACAGUAUCUUUGGGGCCAAGACGAAAACUUUGAGCAGGCUGCCGACGUGGUGGACAUCUCGGAUCGACUCGCCUACGUCCUGCUCGCAUCGUCCGAGCUCAAUGCUGCACACGCCCUGAGGGUCGAACAGGCCCGAAUUCCUCUCAAGGAGUUGCGCAACCACCAAAACAACGAGAUCGUGCCCAAGCGCCGCGAACAAGAGAACCUUCAGCGUCGACUCGCGGCGAUCAAGGACAAGACAUCCGCGAGGAGCACCGAGGAGGCCGCGAGACUGCAAGCCGACCUGUAUGCGGUCGAGCUAGAGCUCCACAGCAAGGAGCUCGAAGCUGAACGCCUCAAGCGGACUCAACUGAAUGCGACGUUUGGCCUCUUGUUCGAGGCGCAGAAGGAGCUCGGCGAAAAACAGGCCAUGAUCGCGGGAUACGGCGCUCUACUUUUACGCGAGUUCGAAAGUGGCUUCGGUCCACAUUAUCAGGGCCAGGAACGAACAGCUCAAAUCAAGGGCGAGUUGGGCGAGGCUCUCAAAGCUUGGAGUCCUGAUCGCCCCUUGAUUCCGCUGCCGACACUCAGCUCCGGUGGCUCGCGAUGGCUGGGUCGCCAGGAAACUGGAUCACUCCAUGAGACUCAUGGCGAACAGCUCAACGCGGUCGAUCCCGAGUCCCCCGCAACUUUAUCGGCUCAGAUUACACCGCCGCCAGUACCUGCCCGACGUGUGCCCCAUUCCCCUCCCUCAAUCUCGGAGCAGUCGUUCAUGGCCGUUGCCGGUGCGACGACCUCGUCCUCUUCUUCUGGCGGCGUGUUCCAACAGCCGGCGAUCGUGCGCAGUGCGUCCACCUCUAGUGCGACGCGCAUCAAUCUAUCGCCUACGCCUGUCGAUCUCGGCCCCCACUACACACCCCCGGCCUCGCCGUUGCCGACGGAUCCUAUGACGGAGAUCGAGGGGGUACCGCUCGGCCCGACUGUCGCCGAGACGGGGACCCCGAUCGUCGGUAGCGGUGGACCGAUCACUGGCCAACUGCGUCCUCGAGCCCCAUCGAAUGCGAACACCCGUCCGGUCCACCUCAAAGAUCUCGGCGGAUCCGCGUUCGAGUCGUCGGCGGAUGUCAAGUCGCCGUUGCCCGAGCCGAGUUCCUCGACCCAAAGUGCUGCUCCGACCCUGCAAGGUACUCACCAGGAUGACCCCAAGGCGGACAACGAACAGCUUCCCGUCUACUCCCUCGAGAACAACAAGUAAGAGCUUCAGUGCUCUCCAGUUCUGAAUGCGAUGCUGUCCCUGGUCAUCUGCAGCAGCAUUGGCAUCCGAUUCCAGGCGCCUGGCCCGCGCCGAUAUCCACAAGAGCACUUUCUGCCCCGCAAAGCGUUUUCAUCAUCGAUAGUUACAAUUUUUGGCUCCAUUUUGUUCAUCUUCACAUCUUAGUAGAGCUCCGUUUGCCCCACAUUUUGCGAUAUUGCUCAUUCGUGCAAUUUUCCCCGAGUGUAGGCCGAGCACCUCCUCGAGAGCCCUCAAAGUCCAGUCAAAGUCGAUUUGAGCCGCCUGGCUGAAGCUCUGAAGCUUCGCAGCCACGGGUUGUCCUCCUUCUGCCCACACCGACGACGUCGCUGCCGCACCCGUCCAUAGCGCAUCCUGGUGGCGGUUUCUGGCUGUGGAUUCCCAUAUCAUGGUAAGUUUUAUGUCUUGGUCAGUGCCCAUGUGUGUCCUCGAGUGGGCGGCACGUGAGCCCUCCCCCUACCCUUACCCCCCAAGAAAAGGAACCACACAUGAUGCUUCGAGGCAUUUGGCUUUAGACCAGGGAUGCCACGACGUGUCUCGACGAUGCUCUGACCCAGCCUGCUUGGAUGCGCUGUCCCACGAUGCGGUUGUUGUCGGCGCAGGAACGAGACUAGGCAAAGCCGCUCAUGGACACGCGCUGUUUUUCUUGCCCCCCUGUGUUCGCAACGUCUUCGGUCCUUUUGGGGCUCACAUGCUUCCUUCUCUGUCGUUCGUGUGUCCUCUCGAGUCAAUGGACAGGUUUCUUUGCAUCUACUACUUGACUCUUCUGUCAAGGAACGAGCGAGGGACGUGGCCGGUGGCCCGGGAGAGCAUCCACGCGGGCGAAGGAACUGAGCUCCGUGUGGCUGGGGAUGGGAGAGCAGAGGGGCGUCGGUGGAGCAGUGCACCGUCUUGGUUCCCGCCGAAAUCAAUUCUUACAUCGACGACGAUCUGCGUGGUGGAGUACAGCCCCCGAGUCUAA
Messenger RNA from Microbotryum saponariae, 2651 nucleotides. The record is from the annotation of a GenBank genome assembly. Lineage: Eukaryota; Fungi; Basidiomycota; Microbotryomycetes; Microbotryales; Microbotryaceae.